This is a messenger RNA of Symbiodinium necroappetens, 191 nucleotides long. NCBI's taxonomy places the organism in Eukaryota, Dinophyceae, Suessiales, Symbiodiniaceae. The record is from the annotation of a GenBank genome assembly.
AUGGCCUCGGAUCCGGGCAUUCCCGUCACCCAGCACCUCUCCGUCUCGGAGGUAGAGGAUUUGUACAACGCUGCUCUGGCCGACGUCCAGGAGGCAGUGACCGCUGAGCAGCGAAAGGAAAGAGGACAGCGACUGGCCGCCCUCUCCAAGGCAUUGCGAGCUGCCAAGCGGAAGCCGGCUGAAAAAACCAA